This is a messenger RNA of Nicotiana attenuata, 777 nucleotides long. RefSeq lists its product as uncharacterized. The record is from RefSeq and is a predicted model, not a curated record. Bases 1 to 777 code for a protein of 258 amino acids. NCBI's taxonomy places the organism in Eukaryota, Viridiplantae, Streptophyta, Magnoliopsida, Solanales, Solanaceae. The transcript has 2 exons.
AUGAUAUGGUAUCACAACCUACUCCCUGAUUUCAUUGAUUCAUUUGCUAUGCUUACGGAUGCCUUCGUAAAAGCUCAUGCAAGGGCCAUCAAGGUAGAGACUAAAAAAUUAGACCUUUUAAAUGUGAAACAAAGGGAUAACGAAAUGCUUAGGGAAUUCGUGUUGAGGUUUCAGAUGGAUCGAAUGGACCUGCCGUCAGUUGCGGACGAUUGGGCUGUUCUGGUACCAAUCAAAAACAGAGUCGAGGAUGAUCAACUCGGGGCACCCUCUGGAUCCGCAUAUCCCAUCAGAACUAAUGACAGGUCUAAAAGAGUCGUCGAUCAUGAAACAAGACCAAGUAAAGAUCGGUAUCAACUGUAUAGGAGGGAUCGAAGGAGCGACGGAUACGGAUAUAACUAUGCGAGGAAUGAAAAAAACGAUCGAGGUCAUAAUAGUUGGGGACUCAUGGGCAAAAACGGUUUCGACCGGCCACUCGGGGCCAGGGAGGCACCGAGGUUAUCGGAAUGCAACUUCAGUGUCGAUGCUGCCGGCAUCGUAUCUUCCAUCGGACGCAUUAAAGAUACCAAGUGGCCUCGGCCAUUGCAUUCUGAUCUUGCCCAAAGAGUCCCUAACCUGAUGUGCAGGUAUCAUGGCAGUCAUGGCCACAGGAACGAAGACUGCCGAGAACUGAGAGAAGAGGUAGCUCGAUUAUUCAAUAACAGACACCUCGGGGAAUUUCUGAGUGAUCGAGCCAAAAAUCACUUCAGGAAUGGGGACUCCAACAAGCAGACCAAGUAA